Molecule: messenger RNA, 1803 nt
Organism: Neltuma alba
Lineage: Eukaryota; Viridiplantae; Streptophyta; Magnoliopsida; Fabales; Fabaceae
Product: eukaryotic peptide chain release factor subunit 1-3
Exons: 2
Coding region: 150-1463 (437 amino acids)
Biological process (GO): translational termination
Molecular function (GO): translation release factor activity
Source: RefSeq, a predicted model, not a curated record
AAAACGGAAGUGUGGGUCCGGAAGGAUUACACAGCUUGAAGCAGCUGGAGUAGCGGUAAGUAAAAACCCUAAAGUGCAAAGGAAAGGGGAUCAGAGAUUCUCCUCCCAGGAGUCGUAAUCAAAAGGCUAGUCUUCUGUUGUAACCAACAAUGGCAGAUGGUCAUGAAUCAGACAAGAAUAUUGAGAUUUGGAAAAUUAAGAAAUUAAUCAAGGCAUUGGAAUCUGCGAGAGGUAAUGGUACCAGCAUGAUUUCUCUUAUUAUGCCUCCACGUGAUCAGAUUUCCCGGGUCACGAAAAUGUUAGGAGAUGAAUUUGGAACUGCUUCAAACAUCAAGAGUAGGGUGAACAGGCAGUCAGUUUUGGGGGCCAUUACUUCUGCUCAACAGAGGCUGAAGCUCUACAAUAAGGUUCCUCCAAAUGGUUUGGUUCUUUAUACUGGAACCAUUGUUACUGAAGAUGGCAAGGAAAAGAAGGUGACAAUUGAUUUUGAGCCUUUCAGGCCCAUCAAUGCUUCACUUUACCUGUGUGAUAACAAGUUUCACACCGAAGCUCUUAAUGAACUUUUAGAGUCUGAUGACAAGUUUGGUUUUAUUGUUAUGGAUGGAAAUGGAACCCUUUUUGGUACGUUAAGUGGAAAUACUCGUGAGGUGCUUCAUAAAUUUACUGUUGAUCUACCAAAGAAACAUGGUAGAGGAGGGCAGUCAGCUUUACGUUUUGCUCGUCUUCGCAUGGAAAAACGGCACAACUACGUUAGAAAGACUGCAGAACUUGCUACUCAGUUUUUCAUCAAUCCUUCUACCAGUCAGCCUAAUGUUGCUGGACUUAUACUUGCAGGUUCAGCUGACUUCAAGACUGAGCUGAGCCAGUCAGAUAUGUUUGAUCCCCGUUUACAGGCCAAAAUAUUAAAUGUAGUUGAUGUUUCUUAUGGCGGGGAGAAUGGUUUCAAUCAAGCCAUUGAACUAUCUGCAGAAAUCUUGUCAAAUGUGAAGUUUAUACAAGAGAAGCGCUUGAUAGGGAAAUAUUUUGAGGAGAUCAGCCAGGAUACUGGGAAAUAUGUCUUCGGAGUUGAUGAUACAUUGAAGGCUCUGGAGAUGGGUGCUGUGGAAACACUCAUCGUGUGGGAAAGUUUGGAUAUAAAUAGGUAUGUGUUGAAAAAUAGUUCAACUGGUGAGAUUGUGAUUAAGCAUUUGAACAAGGAGCAAGAGGCUAAUCAAAACAACUUCCGAGAUUCAGCCACCUCUGCAGAGUUGGAGGUUCAGGAAAAGAUGCCUUUGCUGGAGUGGUUUGCAAAUGAGUACAAGCGGUUUGGUUGCUCGCUGGAAUUUGUAACCAACAAAUCUCAAGAGGGAUCACAAUUUUGCAGAGGGUUUGGUGGCAUUGGUGGCAUCCUUCGCUACCAGCUUGACAUCAGAUCAUUCGACGAGUUUUCUGAUGAUGGAGAGGUGUACGAGGAUUCCGAUUAAGUUCAUCCUGCAGUUCCUCAGUAAUUUUGGAUAAUUGAAGGAAGCAUGAUCGCUUUUAUGUUUCAUAGUUUCUAAUCAUUUGGAUUUUUUGGGUAUAAGACAUUCUCUUUUGGUGCUUCAUCCAUCACAUAUGUAUUAUUUAAUUCUUCUGCCCUUUGCUUCCUACAUAUACUUCUUGUUGGUCAUUUAAGAAUAUGGCAACUCAGCCAGCCUACUAAAAGCAUAGAAUGUUUGCUCCAGUCUCCUAGAUUGAGUUGGAUUUAAGCGUUGUCGGGUAUGGAUACUUGCCCUGAUUGUGUCAAAUUUCAUUUGGAAACUAAGGAUCGUGAUAUUAGUACAA